Molecule: messenger RNA, 669 nt
Organism: Dermatophagoides farinae (American house dust mite)
Lineage: Eukaryota; Metazoa; Arthropoda; Arachnida; Sarcoptiformes; Pyroglyphidae
Gene: RpS25
Product: ribosomal protein S25
Source: RefSeq, a predicted model, not a curated record
CAUGUACAUUUUUUUUUUCAAUUGUGUGUUUUUUAUGCAGCGUGUUCAAAUAAUUCUUCUUCCUUUUCUGCUACAAUGUUUUGUGUGACAACGCUUGAACAACAUGCCACCCAAACAAGAUAAAGGAAAAAAAGAUCCCAAAGGUGGGAAAUCCAAAAAAGAAGGAUCAGGAGGUGGAAAAGCCAAAAAGAAGAAGUGGUCCAAAGGAAAAGUUCGUGACAAGUUGAACAAUUUGGUUCUAUUUGACAAGGCUACAUAUGAUAAAUUUGUGAAAGAAGUUCCAUCAUAUAAAUUGAUAACACCAAGUUUAGUAUCCGAACGUCUUAAAGUUCGUGCAUCAUUGGCUAAACGUGCAUUAAGUGAAUUACAUGGUAAAGGUCUUAUUCGUUUGAUUGAAAAACAUCAUUCGCAAAUGAUUUUCACCCGUAAUACAAAAGCUGAUGAUGCUGCCGAUGUUGAAGAGGUUGAAGAACAACCAACCACCAAGGGCAGAAAAGGCAAACAAAAGGCCUAAGGAAAGAUGUCACAUUAUCAUUUGUCCUGUAAAAAAAAUGGAUUGAUUGAUUUUUUUUCCAACUAAAAUAAAUAAAGAUUUUUUUCAAAAAAAAAAAAAAAAGCUUUUUUUUUGAUCAUUUGUUUUUUUUUAGCUGAAAAGAACAUUUCUUAAGA